This is a messenger RNA of Aptenodytes forsteri (emperor penguin), 2482 nucleotides long. RefSeq names its product 5-phosphohydroxy-L-lysine phospho-lyase (gene PHYKPL). Gene Ontology annotation, molecular function: pyridoxal phosphate binding; transaminase activity. Gene Ontology annotation, cellular component: mitochondrion. The record is from RefSeq and is a predicted model, not a curated record. NCBI's taxonomy places the organism in Eukaryota, Metazoa, Chordata, Aves, Sphenisciformes, Spheniscidae. The transcript is spliced from 12 exons. The coding region runs from base 89 to 1321 and encodes 410 amino acids.
UUUGCUUUCUGAUGCUUGCCAUAGCUCUUCUUGCAAGCUGUUUUUUUCUAAUGAUCCAGUGAAGAUCGUAAAGGCAAAAGGCCAGUAUAUGUAUGAUGAGAAUGGAAGACGGUACCUUGACUGCAUAAACAAUGUUGCUCAUGUUGGACAUUGUCACCCUGAUAUAGUAAAAGCAGCCCAUGAACAAAAUCAAUUGUUAAAUACAAAUUCUCGUUAUCUUCAUGACAACUUGGUCAAUUAUGCAGAGAGACUUUCAAAAACGCUGCCCGAGAAGUUAUGCAUCUUUUAUUUUUUGAAUUCAGGAUCUGAAGCUAACGAUCUUGCCCUAAGAUUGGCACGACAGUAUACAAAACAUGAAGAUGUUAUAGUUUUAGACCAUGCUUACCAUGGACAUCUGACAUCCUUGAUUGACAUAAGCCCAUAUAAAUUCAGGAAUCUAGAAGGACAAAAGGAAUGGGUCCACGUGGCUCCUGUUCCAGACACAUACAGAGGACUUUAUAGAGAAGACCAUGAAGAUUCAGUAACCGCCUAUGCUAAUGAAGUAAAAAAUAUUAUUGAGCAAGCACAUAAGAGAGGCAGAAAGGUUGCUGCAUUUUUUGUUGAAUCUCUGCCAAGCGUGGGUGGUCAGAUCAUUCCACCAGCAGGCUAUUUUCAGAAGGUUGCAGAGCACAUGCACAAGGCAGGAGGUGUAUUUAUUGCUGAUGAAAUUCAAGUUGGUUUUGGCAGAGUCGGCAAGCACUUUUGGGCAUUCCAGCUUCAAGGAGAAGAUUUUAUACCUGAUAUUGUCACUAUGGGGAAACCAAUAGGAAAUGGGCACCCUAUUGCCUGUGUAGCAACAACAAAAGAAAUUGCAGAAGCAUUUGCAGCCACAGGAGUAGAGUAUUUUAAUACAUUUGGAGGAAACCCUGUUUCAUGUGCGAUUGGAUUAGCUGUGUUAGAUGUGAUUGAGAAGGAACACCUUCAGGCUCAUGCCACAGAAGUAGGAAACUUCUUGAUGAAGCUACUCAAGGAGCAGAAAAUCAAGCAUCCCAUCAUUGGUGAUGUCAGGGGUUCUGGCUUAUUCAUUGGAGUGGACUUAAUCAAGGAUCAAGCAGAAAGGACCCCGGCCACAGCAGAAGCAGAGUAUCUCAUAACAAGACUUAAGGAAGAAUAUAUUCUACUGAGCACAGACGGGCCAGGAAGAAAUGUGCUUAAAUUCAAGCCUCCAAUGUGCUUCAAUAUGGAGGAUGCAAAAUUUGUUGUGGACACAAUUGACAAACUACUAACAGAUAUGGAAAAAGAAUGUCUGAACCAACAGAAAACAUCCACUUGUUCUACCUGACCAGGUUUCAGACAAUGUUCAAGAUCUGCUACUAAGAAACAUUAUUCUACAAUAAUAAUGCACAUUUAAUCUUCAUCCUAGCAUGUCUUAGACCACAUAACUGAAAAUAACAAAAUGAAAGGUAACUUAUCUUGUUAUUAGUAAAAACUUUAGAAGAAAUAAAUUUUACAAGAGCUUGUUUCAACUCUGGCAGAAGUGUGGAAUUGGCUUUUAUUUAAAACAGCAUAUCUAAAACUGAUUAUAAAGGAAUGUAUUUCUAGUAGCUACUAUAAACUACAUUUUCUAAAUUCAUGCUCUUUCAAUUAUGACUUUUGAAAAUUAAGAUGAGCCAAUGGGUUCUCUUUUUUUAUAUCUGCUGCUACCUAUGCAAACACCAUUCUAGCUGCCAGUACACUCAGUCCUUCCCAGGCUCCUCUGACCAGUUUCAGUAGCCAGUUUCAUAACAAGGUCCCUAGAAGCACUAUAUUCAACAAACAGUCUCAGUGACCAGAUUAAGUCAAAAACUUCAGUCCCGAAUUCACAACAAAUGCAUGAGGAACAGACAGCUGUGAGGGCCAUGGCUCCCAAACCAGUUCUUACAAAAUAUUCUGUCCUCAAGAAAUAUCCAAGUAGGAUUAGUAAAUUAAGAGUACAUAACAGCAAGAAGCAACAACCUUGUGUACAAGCCCUUGCUUUCACUAGGCAAUUACAUGUUCUUUGUAUCACAAACUUUCCAUGCAAAGAAGAAAGGGAAAGCUAGCUCUGCAUUUAAGUACCAGUAUCCUCAAUUUCUGCUUAAGGCCACAUCACCUGUCAAGGAAGCAUUACCUGAGAACCUACUUCCAAAAAGCACCAACGUAACAGCCAGCUGACAAACUAUUGCUAAUACACUAGCCAGAAAUACUGCAGCAGUAUGGUCCUGAUACUAUGCAAAUUCCCUGUUGGAGGGCAAACUGUUUUCUAGAAAAAAUAUUCUGCUACCCCUUACUUCAUAAGAAAACAAGUAAAAGGAUGCAACAGAGUAAAGCAUUUCAAUUUUAAAUCUUGAGACAGUAAUACUUACUUAAAUACUGUACUCAUGUUUCAGAGGUCUGCAAUUUUUUUAUUUGCAAGUUGGGCAUUAGGUUACAUACUCCAGCUGUAAAGUUGUUGUGUCAACUAUCAGAUUUAAAAUCUGCUGCA